GACAAUACCCAUACAUAGCUUUUCAUUUUUAUGUUUCUUAACUCCUUCACAGAGCACGAGAUCCCCUUCUUCCUAAGAUAAUAUCCCCUUCUUGUUCAUCCACAGAUAUGUCCUCAAAUCAUAAACUCCCUUCUUGUUCAUCGACAACUCGAUCUUAACAAGUUUUUUACAAGAUUUAUUAUUAUUUUCUUCCAUUAAUCAAAUUCAACAAAAACUCCAAGAACCCUAGAUUCAAAAUCCAAUUUGUUUCUUAAUAAUUAGAAAUCAAAGUUAGAAAUUGAAGACGAACCUCACUCUCACAUCAAAGAUCGAAACUCACUGUCUCAAAUUCGUAACCCCUAUCUCAAAAUCAAAACGCAUGUACCAAUAGAAAUCUAAAGAAAAAUUUGUAACCGUAGAUUAGUUUUCUUCUCCUGAAAUCAUCAGAAAGGUGUUUCCUUAUAUAUUUUUUGCCUGCAAAAUCAAGUCUUUAAGUAGGUUGAAGAUCUCUUCUCCUAGUGAAAGAAAUAAAACCCUUAAAUUUGAAAUUGAAUCUUCUCUUAUUGCUAUUAUUAUUGUGAUAUCCUGAGGUUUAAAUGUGAAUUAUUGCUGAGAUAAGGAGAUUUUCGCUUGUGUUAACUUAAAUGAAAUGUUCAAUACUUAUUGGACCAUAUAAUGUGCAUCUCGAGUUAUCACGGACAGAGAAACUGGGAGGUCAAGGGGCUUUGGAUUUGUCAGCUACAUCUAUGAAGAAAAUGCUAGUUAAGCUCUUACUAUGGACGAUCAGGAUCUAGGUGGAAGACAAAUCCGUGUAAUCUAUGCUAAUGAGAGACCUCCCCGGAACUUUUGUGGCGGUGGCUAUAACAAUGGUGGAGGUGGCUAUGGGAACAAUGGUUGCGGUGGUUAUGGAGGUGGCGGAAGAAAUGACGAUUUCUGAACCUGUGUUCCUUUUGGAUCUGCAUGUUUACAGGCUAAUGCGGUGCGUAUAUCCUCAAACGAUUGAUGUGGAGAGAAUCCUCAAACGAUUGGAUAAGUUGCAGCAUAUAAGUGCAAAUCUACCAAAGGAAAAGGUGCUUUCCAGGAUUCGUAAUUAUCUACAACUUGUUGGGAGAAAGGUAGACGAGAUUGUUCAGCAGCACGAAUUUAGGAUGAUAAAAAGACUAUGGAACUAUGAUUUCACCUUUUCAAACCUAUCUGGGGCUUCAGCAAAUAUUUUCUAAACUUAAAGAGGAGCAGCAGUCUGAGGCAGGUCCAUCCUACCUAAAUGGAUCUGCACCAGAUCACUACCCAAACGAUAGAGAUAAUAGUUCCAUGCAGUAUCGUUCGUAUGGCCAGAAUAUUCCAAACCCAAAAGGGUUCUAAAAGCAUCCGCCUCAGCGCGCUUCAUAAUCAUUUCAUCGAGACCAGGAAAGUGCGAAGUCAGAAGAGGAGACACAAGAAGUUGAAGGGGAAGAACAAAUGGAUGCAACUUACAGCGUAACCGAUGGUGAACCCUUGAGCUUAGUGCUACUAGUCACUGGCCUAUCCCUGAUUAUGCAUUGGCAGCAAAUAAUUGUUUGAAAGGAGUGGGACAGAACAAUGGAUUUGGUGCAGCUGAAAACGCUACAUUCCUGUAGUUUUGAUUAUAAAACUUAGCAGUCCAAAAAAAAAUAGUUGUUUUAUAGAGGCGAAUUUUUGGUGGGCUCUGGUAGCUUUUGUCUGAGUUGUAAAACGACUGUGAGGAAAAGAAGAUUCUAUGAUGCAUGUUUUUGGCGGGAUUUUUCGCGCCAGAAGCAAUGGUUAGAUGAUGAGCCUAAAUGGAUCAAUGGUGACAGGUGAGAAUCCUCGUUUCUAUCGGCUCUAUAUAUCUCUUCUCUCUCACCUUUAUCUUUUACGUUUCUGUCACUUGUUCUUACACAGGAAAGAAAACUCAGAGACAAAAAGAAAAAUCAAAGACAGAAAAAUGAUUUCAGAUUGAGAAAAACCCUGACUAACAAGUGAUUCAAAACCCUAUUUCUCUUCUAUAUCCGUAAACCCCUGUUCUCAAAACCCUAUUUUUGUUCUGUGUCUAUAAACCCAUUUUCUCAAACCCUAGUUCUCUUCGUAUCUUCAAAAUACCUUUUCUUCAUAACCCUAUUUUAGAUUUCAAUUCUCAUCAGAAGUCCUUCAGGUGCAGAUUAAUCUUCAGAAGAGGUGCAGUAAUUUCUCAAAGAUCUUCAGAUAAUAUGGCUAGGGGACCUAGAAGUAGCAGCAUAUCUCAUCGGUCUGGAACUCCUACCACAAAUAAACCUACCUGGACUCCUUUGGUUUAUACACGAAGGUCUCCAUCUACUAAUGGUUCAGACAGUCAUGGAAGAAGUUCGAAUUCAAGUGGAGGGUCCGGGUCUCAUCCAUCGUCUCAGGGUGAACAUUCUCCUAGUGGAGGUUCAGAGCCGUGGCAUGAGGCUCUAUGUCAGACGAAUAGUGAUAGUGAACCUGAAAUUAGUGAAGAAAACAUGAUUGGUGAUGAUCAGCGUCUGCCAAUUGAUUUUAAUGACAUAGGCCAAUCUAUAGGACCUACCAAAAAGAUGUAUGCCACCAAGAUGGGGAAAAUAACCAGAAAUCUCGUCCCACCAUCUAUUAAAAGUUGGAAGCAAGUUCCUCUGCCAUUGAAGGAAGAAAUCUGGAGGAGUCUCUCCAAUGCAUACAUGGUUCCUGAAUAUGUCAAGGCCAAAGCUUUGAAAAUGGCAAAUAUGUUAUGGAAGAAUGCCAAGACUAAACUAAGGGCGAUGUGUGAUGACUGUUCCAGUGUUGUUGAAAUGAGAAAAAGGAUACCCAAAAAUUUGAAAAAAGAGGACUGGGAUGCCUUCGUUGAUAUUGUGAGUAAAGGCGAAGAUAAAGAGGUUAGGGAAAGAAUGAAGAGAGCAAGGUCAAAGCUAAAAGCUGCACACAGUACCGGUAGGCGUGGUAUUGCACAACGCCGACAUGAAAUGGAACAAGCAAGUCCUACUGGUAAGGUAUUAAGGGUUGACCUGUACCUGGCUACACAUGUGUACCAAGAAAUGUCUGAAGAGGACCGUCUACACUUCGAUCCCCUAUCUUAUGAAGUAACAUCAAGAGAUUAUGUUCAAAAGGUGACGGAGUUGAAUGAAACAGAUGAGUUUAGAGGUGAGACUGAUCUAGAUAAGGAUGCAGUUGCGAAGGUACUUGGCCGUGAUGGAAGGGGUGUUGUUCGAGGCUUUGGAGGUGGGGUCUCAAAGACUGAGUUACGUGCAUCUGCAGUUAGUAGAGAGCUGUUGCGUAAGGAGAAAUUGAAGACUGCUGUUAUAGAAAAUCGUGUCCGUAAUCUUGAGGAGACUGUUGAGGAGCUAAGAGCCUUAAGUGUCAUCCCUGGCACCAACAAUGCUAAUAAUACUCAGACAAUGAAUGUGGAUGGUCAAAGAGUCCAGUAUGUUGUAUUAAGGAAUAUGCGCAAGGGUGCAGUUGCAUUCAGACGUAUUGAUAGGAGUGCUGAUGAAAAUGAUGAUUUUUAUUUUCCCGUCCUCAUUGAUGAAGUAGUGAUACGCAGUGAGCCGCUCUGCGUUGGAGAAGGAACUCUUUCUAGUGUGAAACAUGGUGCCAAGAUUUUGUGGCCCAAGCACUCUGUUGGACCUUGGCCAGUAGUACUUGAUGCAUAUUUUUGAAGUUGAAGGUUUCUGGUAGUUUAAGUGAAUAUUUUGGAGCCUUUUGGGGUAUACAAAGGGAUGCUGUGAAGUAUAUGGGGAACAUGUAACUAUCUUGAAGAAAUAUAUGGAUAUGGUGUAAGUAUUUUGGGACAGUUGAUACGGUGCGAGUAUUUUGGGAUCUAACUUGUGGUUUUGAGUCUCUUCUCUUCUUUUGUAAAGAAGAAAUUCAAAACUCAAUCUUAAUUAUCGGAUAAUUUACAAGUUUAAUGGUUUAUUAUGUAGCUUCAGCAGGUUUUAUAGCCCUGCUAUCAUCUAAUGAAAUAUUCUGAUGGUCACUUA
Messenger RNA from Papaver somniferum (opium poppy), 3941 nucleotides. RefSeq lists its product as uncharacterized. Lineage: Eukaryota; Viridiplantae; Streptophyta; Magnoliopsida; Ranunculales; Papaveraceae. The coding region runs from base 2184 to 3620 and encodes 478 amino acids. The record is from RefSeq and is a predicted model, not a curated record. The transcript has 17 exons.